UCUCUAUCCGCCGCCGUCUCUGUGGUCGCCGGGGCCCCGCCCCUCCCUGGGUCUGUCCCCAGCCUCAUCGGACUCUGCCCGCGCUGGACCCCGGGCGCGUUGGUCGGAAUUCGGGUUAUGGCAGUCCCAAGGCCCGCGCCCAGAACUGGCGCCAGGGCCAAGUUAGAUCUGCAGCUUGUCCAGCGGUUCCUGAGGAUACAGAAGGUCUUGUUUCCUUCUUGGUCAUCACAGAAUGUCUUGAUGUUCCUGACUCUCUUGUGUGUGGCCCUGCUGGAACAAUUGGUGAUCUACCAGGUUGGCUUGAUCCCCAGUCAGUACUAUGGUGUCCUGGGAAGUAAAGACUUGGAUGGGUUUAAGGCGCUGACAUUCCUGGCUGUCAUGCUCAUCGUCCUCAAUUCCACACUGAAGAGCUUUGACCAGUUCAUCUCCAGCCUGCUGUACGUGAGCUGGAGGAAGGACCUCACCGAGCACCUGCACCGCCUCUACUUCCGGGCCCGUGUGUACUACACCCUCAAUGUGCUGCGGGAUGACAUCGACAACCCGGACCAGCGCAUCAGCCAGGAUGUGGAGCGGCUCUGCAGGCAGCUCAGCAGCAUGGCCAGCAAGCUGAUCAUCUCCCCCUUCACCCUCAUGUACUACACUUUCCAGUGCUUCCAGAGCACAGGCUGGCUUGGGCCUGUGAGCAUCUUUGGGUAUUUCAUCCUGGGAACCGUGGUGAACAGGACUUUGAUGGGGCCCAUCGUGGCAAAGCUGGUGCAGCAGGAAAAGCUGGAGGGAGAUUUCAGGUUCAAGCACAUGCAGAUUCGGGUGAAUGCGGAGGCUGCUGCUUUCUACAGAGCCGGGCCUGUGGAACACAUGAGGACAGACCGCAGGCUUCAGAGACUCCUUCAGACCCAGAGGGAGCUGAUGUCCAAGGAGCUCUGGCUGUACAUUGGUGUCAACACCUUUGACUACAUGGGCAGCAUCCUGAGUUACGUUGUCAUCGCAAUCCCCAUUUUCAGCGGGGUCUAUGGAGACUUGAGCCCCGCUGAACUUAGCACCCUGGUCAGCAAGAAUGCAUUCGUGUGCAUCUACCUCAUCAGCUGUUUCAGCAAGCUCAUCGACCUCUCCACCACGCUCUCAGACGUGGCCAGUUACACGCACAGCAGGAUUGGGGAGCUGCAGGAGGCCCUGCUGGACAUGUUCCUGACGUCGCAGGACUGCGAGAGCGAGCAGGGCUUGGACAGGGCCCCACAGUGGCCAGCGCCCGAGGCCACAGACACAGCUUUUCUCCUGGAGCGGGUCUGCAUCUCAGCCCCCUCCUCUGACAAACCCCUGGUCAAGGACCUGAGCCUGAAGAUCUGUGAGGGGCAGAGUCUGCUCAUCACUGGCAACACGGGCACCGGCAAGACCUCCUUGCUGCGGGCUUUGGGUGGCCUCUGGGCCAGCACCCGGGGCUCCGUGCAGAUGCUGACCGACUUUGGGCCCCAUGGGGUGCUGUUCCUGCCACAAAAGCCAUUCUUCACUGACGGGACCCUCCGGGAGCAGGUGAUCUAUCCCCUAAAGGAGAUCUACCCAGACUCAGGUUCUACUGAUGAUGAAAGGAUCCUGAGGUUCUUGGAAUUGGCAGGCCUGUCCAGCUUGGUGGUGAGGACAGAGGGUCUGGACCAGCAGGUGGAUUGGAACUGGUAUGAUGUCCUGUCCCCGGGGGAGAUGCAAAGGCUCUCGUUUGCUCGACUCUUCUACCUGCAGCCAAAGUAUGCAGUGCUUGAUGAAGCCACCAGCGCCUUGACAGAGGAGGUUGAGAGUGAGCUCUACCGCAUCGGCCAGCAGCUAGGGAUGACAUUCGUCAGCGUGGGACAUCGGCCCAGCCUGGAGAAGUUCCACUCCUGGGUUCUGAAACUCUGUGGAGGAGGAAGAUGGGAGCUGACUAGAAUCAAAGUGGAAUAAAGCAAGGAUGUGAAUGGAGCUGAGCCCAGGACAGAACAUCUGUCCCCGGGGAGACCAGCAGGACUCAUGGGCAAGACAGACCCACGGCCACCUCACAGGGCCUGCAUGAACCCAGGCAGUCGCAGGGCACCCCAGGAGUGGCCCACAGGUGACACUGAGAUCUGCCGAGGGCUGCCCUGCGGCCUCAGCCAGGGCCUCCACAUGCCAGAAGUGCUGAUUACUUACAAACUACUUAAGAUUGUAUUUGUUGAAGAAAAAUCCAAACCUGUGCAAGUUCUAGGAAAUGAAGGGUCAGGGUAGGAAGGAUAUCGACCUGGAGUCAAGAGAACCAGUGAAGUAUUGCUACAAUAGAUUUUUAACUCUAAUUAACUGGCCAUUUAAUUUUAUAACUUUUUUUUAAAAAGAAAAGUUAAACAUUAAAAAAAAAAAAAAGGUUUUGUACCUUUUGCUCUUUCCCUGCCUCCCCUACCCAUAGAAUGAUCUUUUUAUUGACACUCAGACUUGGCUCUGAGAGGGAAGGGAGCCCUGCUCAGCAGGCCCAGCACCUGCUGACCAUGGCUUUCACCCAGUGUCCCACUCCACUGGAUCGCUUAACCUUCAGGGCCCUCCUGUCUUUGUUUUCUUAACCCAGAUGAAAACAAAUCCCUUUUCCCUUGCCAGCUAAAACAAGAUUGGGAUUAAAAAAAAAAAAAAA
Messenger RNA from Fukomys damarensis (Damara mole-rat), 2623 nucleotides. It is a transcript of the gene Abcd4, whose product is annotated as ATP binding cassette subfamily D member 4. The record is from RefSeq and is a predicted model, not a curated record. The transcript is spliced from 19 exons. Gene Ontology annotation, cellular component: peroxisomal membrane. Gene Ontology annotation, biological process: fatty acid beta-oxidation; peroxisome organization; very long-chain fatty acid catabolic process. The coding region runs from base 118 to 1929 and encodes 603 amino acids. Gene Ontology annotation, molecular function: ATP hydrolysis activity; ATP binding; ABC-type transporter activity. NCBI's taxonomy places the organism in Eukaryota, Metazoa, Chordata, Mammalia, Rodentia, Bathyergidae.